AUGGCCGAUUUUGACAUUAAGGAGACAUAUCUCAAGUUUUUGGAAGAAGACAAAGAUAUGACUAUGCCAAUUGCGGCAAUUGAAUCACUUGUGUCAAUGUUAAAAGCUAAGUCACCAUCAACCUCCUCCGAAUUAAUCAAUUUAGUUUCGAAAAACAUUGAUUUAUUAAAAUCAUCAAUCCCCAAUAAUAUUUCUCUUUCUGCUGGGUGUGAUUUGUUUAUGAGAUUUGUGUUGAGAAACACCAACGUGUAUUCUGAUUGGGAGUCGUUUUCACAGAAUCUUGUUGAGAAUGGAGAAUUGUUCGUUCAGCGUGCUAAAGAAUCAAGACUUAAACUGGCAGAAUAUGGUGUUCCAUUUAUUAAAGAUGACGACGUAAUAUUAGUUCAUUCAUACUCACGUGUUGUUUACAGCCUAUUGUUGAAGGCCAAACAAGAAAAGUUAAUUCGAUUCAAAGUCUUGGUUACCGAAAGUAGACCAACAGGCAAUGGAUACUACAUGGCUAGGAAAUUAAGAGAAGCAGAUAUACCAGUUGAGGUUAUUGUAGAUAACGCAGUGGGAUAUGUAUUGCAUAAAGUAGACAAAAUCUUGGUUGGUGCUGAAGGUGUUGCUGAAAGUGGUGGAGUAAUAAAUCACAUUGGAACAUAUCAAAUUGGUUGUUUAGCUAAAGUUAACAAUAAACCUUUUUAUGUGGUGACUGAAUCUCACAAAUUUGUUAGGUUAUUUCCCUUGGCACCCAAUGACCUACCUAACAGCAUUAGUCAUUUCGAUUAUGACGGAAACAAAACAGAAGAAGUCAAUCAUAGUGGACAAGAACUUUUAAAGACAAACUUUGUUGAUUUCACAUCUCACGAAUAUAUUACCGCCUUGAUUACAGAUUUGGGAGUAUUGACUCCGUCUGCUGUCAGUGAAGAGUUGAUAAAAAUAUGGUACGAUUGA
Messenger RNA from Candida dubliniensis CD36, 936 nucleotides. RefSeq names its product translation initiation factor eIF2B subunit alpha (gene GCN3). NCBI's taxonomy places the organism in Eukaryota, Fungi, Ascomycota, Pichiomycetes, Serinales, Debaryomycetaceae. Gene Ontology annotation, biological process: translational initiation. The transcript has a single exon. Gene Ontology annotation, cellular component: eukaryotic translation initiation factor 2B complex. The record is from RefSeq and is a predicted model, not a curated record. Bases 1 to 936 code for a protein of 311 amino acids. Gene Ontology annotation, molecular function: guanyl-nucleotide exchange factor activity; translation initiation factor activity.